AAUUCGCUUUAAAACACUCCAGAUGUAUUUAUGAAUUACUUGUUCAAAGAGAAAUAAAAUUACUGAAAAAAAUUCAUAGAGACACAUGGUGGCGCUGCAGGAUAGGAUGAAAACUGCUUCUACGACACUGUGGGCUCCAUUAUUCAGGGGAACAGAAAACAUCUAACCGACAGAGAAGAGAGCUUCACCUACAGAACGUAACCUUCCAGGAGUUUCCAACUUAAAAAAAUAUCAGAGCUUCAGCUUGCAAAUUAGAGCGGAACUUAAAUUUUUCCACAAAAGAGGUUUCCUGAAAGAACCAUGGAGACCAGAGAAGCAUUCGUUCUAUGGAAAAGGCAAGUCCUGAUUCUCUUUGUUUUGCUGGGAUUGUCUCAGGCGGGUCCUGAGUUAGUGCGCUAUUCUGUAGCAGAGGAAACAGAAAUUGGCUAUUUUGUGGCCAAUUUGGCAAGGGAUCUGGGGCUUGAGGUGGAGGAGCUCUCCUCACGGGAGGCCAGGGUAGUAUCUGAUGAUAAUGAAAAGCAUUUGCACCUCGAUUUGCUAACUGGGGAUUUGCUCCUAAGUGGGAAAUUGGACCGGGAAGAGCUGUGUGGCUCCAAGGAGCCCUGUGUGCUACAUUUUCAGAUGGUACUGGAAAACCCUUUACAGUUUUUUCGGGCUGAGCUGCAUAUCAAAGAUAUAAAUGAUCACUCCCCUACGUUUCUUGACAAGGAAAUACUUAUUAAAAUAUCAGAAAGUACCACUACUGGAACCACAUUCCAAAUGGAGAGUGCCCAAGAUUUGGAUGUAGGAAGCAAUGGUCUCCAAAACUACACAAUUGUCCCUAAUUCUCAUUUCUACAUAAAAAUUCGAGACAAUGAAGAUGGAAAGAUAUACCCAGAACUGGUCCUGCACAGAGCAUUAGAUCAUGAGGAGGAGCCUGAGCUCAGAUUAACACUUGUAGCACUGGAUGGUGGAUCCCCACCCAGGUCUGGGACAACUUUGGUUCUCAUCAAAGUCUUGGACAUCAAUGACAAUGCCCCAGAGUUUCCUCAGAGACUCUAUGAGGUGCAGGUCCUGGAGGACACACCUGUUGGCUCUUGGAUUAUCACCACCUCUGCUAAGGAUUUGGAUGCAGGAAAUUAUGGGAAAAUAUCUUACACAUUUGUGCAUGCAGCAGAAGAUAUUCGUAAAACAUUUGAAAUCAAUCCAGUAUCUGGGGAAGUUCAUUUGAGAUUACGCCUGGAUUUUGAAGUAAUACAGUCCUACACGAUAAAAAUUCAGGCAACAGAUGGUGGGGGUCUUUCGGAAGAAUGCACUCUUCUGGUUACAGUAAUAGAUAUAAAUGACAAUCCACCAGAAGUGAUCAUGUCAUCAAUUACAAAAAUAAUUCCAGAGAACGCCUCAGAGACCCUUGUGGCUCUUUUUAGUGUCCGAGACCAAGAUGCUGGUGAAAAUGGAAGGAUCGUUUGCUCUAUUCAAGAUGACCUCCCUUUUUUUCUGAAACCGACCUUCAAGAACUUUUACACUCUAGUUUCAGAAAAAGCACUAGACAGAGAGGAAAAAGCUGAGUACAACAUCACCAUCACCGUCACAGACAUGGGGACUCCCAGGCUGAAAACCCAGCACAACAUAACAGUGCUGGUGUCCGACGUCAACGACAACGCCCCCGCCUUCACCCAGGCCUCCUACACCCUGCGGGUCCGCGAGAACAACAGCCCCGCCCUGCACAUCGGCACCGUCAGCGCCACAGACACAGACGCCGGCGCCAACGCCCAGGUCACCUACUCGCUGCUGCCGCCCGCCGACCCGCACGUGCCCCUGGCCUCCCUCGUGUCCAUCAACGCCGACAACGGCCACCUGUUCGCCCUGCGGUCCCUGGACUACGAGGCCCUGCGCGCCUUCGAGUUCCGCGUGGGCGCCGCCGACCGCGGCUCGCCGCCGCUGAGCAGCCAGGCGCUGGUGCGCGUGCUCGUGGAGGACGACAACGACAACGCGCCCUUCGUGCUGUACCCGCUGCAGAACACCUCGGCGCCCUGCACCGAGCUGCUGCCCAGGGCGGCCGAGCCGGGCUACCUGGUGACCAAGGUGGUGGCGGUGGACGGCGACGCGGGCCAGAACGCCUGGCUGUCGUACCAGCUGCUCAAGGCCACGGAGCCCGGGCUGUUCGGCGUGUGGGCGCACAACGGCGAGGUGCGCACGGCCAGGCCGCUGAGCGAGCGCGACGCGGCCAGGCACAGGCUGCUGGUGCUGGUCAAGGACAAUGGCGAGCCGCCGCUGUCGGCCAGCGUCACGCUGCACGUGCUGCUGGUGGACGGCUUCUCGCAGCCCCACCUGCCGCCCCCGGAAGCGGAAGCGGAAGCGGAGGCGGCGGCCGCGGCGCCGGCCGACCCGCUCACCGUCUACCUGGUGGUGGCCUUGGCGUCCGUGUCGUCGCUCUUCCUCUUCUCGGUGCUGGUGUUCGUGGCGGUGCGGCUGUGCGGGCGGGGCGGGGCUGCGCGGGCGGGUCGCUGCUCGGUGCCCGAGGGCCCCUUCCCGGGCCACCUGGUGGACGUCAGCGGCACCGGCACCCUGUCCCACAGCUACCAGUACCAGGUGCGUCUGAGAGGAGAUUCAGGGACCAGCGAGUUCAAGUUCCUGAAGCCAAUUAUCCCUAACCCUGCAGCCCAAGACACCGGUAGGCAUACAGGGGAAAAAGAGAACUUUAGGAUUAGCUUUGGAUUCAAUGAUAAAUAAAAUAAUUUAUUUUGAACUUACAAUCUUUGUUAUUGGCAAACUGCAGAUCUUUUUUGUCAAUCUGUAAUAGGUCUUAGGUUGUACUGUAGUUGCAUAUAUUAUCAUUUCUCAUGUUCCCUCACAGUUGCUUUAACAAUCUUUAUUGGUUGCUAUAAUGACACGGGGAAAUCACCUAUCUUCUACGUUUUCACUUAUUUGGUCAAAAUAUUAUAUUAAUAGGGGUAUUACUAAUAUUUGUGUGAUUUUUUGGCGGCAUUGUUAUGCAAAACGAUGUUAUUAUUUGGAGGUACAAACUGAAGUAGUAAGAGGGAAUGCCACAGUAUGUGUAAUUCACUUAUAGACAUUUCAUCAAAGCAUAGAUAAAGCAAAAUUAAAAAUGCUGUUGAAUCUGGGUGUAAAGUAUAUUGGAUUUUUUGCAUUCUUUUUUUAUUGAAUUAUAGUCAGUUUACAAUGAUGUGUCAGUUUCUGGUGUACAGCAUAAUGUUUCUACCAUAUAUAUACACAUAUGUAAGUUUAAAGUAUAAUGGAUUUUAUUGCACUAUUACCUUUAAAAAUUUUCAUCAUAAAAGAUAAAAGUGCUACCUCUCCAUAUUCAGUAGUAGGGUAACUUAUUUGCUUUUUGUUACAUAAUGGUUUUCAAGAAUUCACUUUAUGACAAAAUAAAAGUGACCCCAUUGAAAAUUA
Molecule: messenger RNA, 3396 nt
Organism: Camelus dromedarius (Arabian camel)
Lineage: Eukaryota; Metazoa; Chordata; Mammalia; Artiodactyla; Camelidae
Gene: PCDHB14
Product: protocadherin beta 14
Exons: 1
Coding region: 301-2712 (803 amino acids)
Biological process (GO): homophilic cell-cell adhesion
Cellular component (GO): plasma membrane
Molecular function (GO): calcium ion binding
Source: RefSeq, a predicted model, not a curated record